AUGAUUCUUAUGCAAAUUACACUAUCACUCUGUAUUGUGAUAAAACUAACACAUCAGGAUAGCCGUAAAAGUGUAUCAGUGUAUGACAUUUCUCCAAUUGUUGUUCAAAUUUUGCCGGAGAUCAAAGCAAGAUACCACUACGGGGUGACGAUAUUUAUACUGACGUUUAGCCUUGUGGCGGUGUCGAGCUAUCGGGUGGACGAGUUGGUGCAGCUGGCUCAUCAGAGGCUCUCCACCAUUGCCAUUGGUGUGGGCACUUGCCUGUGCACCUCGAUCUUCGUCUUCCCCAUCUGGGCAGGAGAAGAUCUCCACAAGCUUGUGGCUGGAAACUUGGAAAAGCUUGCGAGCUUCCUCGAAGGACUGUCGGCAGAAUGCUUUGCGGAGAAAGGAGGGAUUGAGAAUUUGGAGGGCAAAACCUUUCUGCAGGCCUACAAGAGUGUCCUCAACUCCAAGCCCACUGAGGACUCCUUGGCAAAUUUUGCGAGGUGGGAGCCGUGCCAUGGUCGUUUCUGGUUCCGUCACCCGUGGAAACAGUACCUAAAGAUUGGAGCUCUCAGUCGUCAGUGUGCUUCUUCCAUGGACGCUCUUGCUGCCUACAUCAUCACCUCCUCCACAAAAUCCAAGACGAACACGGAUCCGGAUCUCCAACUAAGGAUCCGAGAUGCAUGCAAGGAGAUGGCCACCGAAUCCGCCAACACGUUGAAGGAGCUUUCAACGGCUAUCCGGACCAUAACCGUGCCUUCCGCGGCCGGCCGGCACGCGUCGGCAGCCGUGGCGGCGAUCGGAAAAUGGAGGGACUCCCUUUCCGACGACAUCGCCCUGCCCGAAUUCCUCCACGUGGCGACCACCGCUUCCCUCCUCGCCGAUUUGGUCCUCCGGGUCCAGAAGAUCGCGGACUCGGUUGAAGAGUUGGCUCGCCUCGCCCACUUCAAGCGACCCGAGCCGCCAGUUCACGAUGCCAAGAUUAAGCCGGUUGUCGACGAAGAUAGCCCGUCACACCUGUCCAUUACCUUAGAGAAAUAA
Musa acuminata AAA Group (dessert banana) is the source of this 1023-nucleotide messenger RNA. Its product is annotated as aluminum-activated malate transporter 1-like. Gene Ontology annotation, biological process: malate transport. Bases 1 to 1023 code for a protein of 340 amino acids. NCBI's taxonomy places the organism in Eukaryota, Viridiplantae, Streptophyta, Magnoliopsida, Zingiberales, Musaceae. The record is from RefSeq and is a predicted model, not a curated record. The transcript has 5 exons. Gene Ontology annotation, cellular component: plant-type vacuole membrane.